UGAGCAAGUAGUUAAUAGGCUGGAAGGAAAAAAAUAUAUAAAUAGCGACAUGACCGUGGGUGGAGUACUUCAGUUCAGUCUUAACUUCAUACAUUUUUUAAGAUCUCAAUUUUUUGUCCCGAGUUAGCAGCAAAUCGUCUAAAAAAUCAUGUUUAAGGUAAUUCUAAUCACUGCCUCCAUGGCGCUUAUCGCCUUCGGUCGCCCUCAACAAGCCCCACCCGCCGCAGCAGCCGCAGGAUCCUCCGCCCCCGCAACGGGUAACUCUUCUGCCGCGACCUUCUUGAAGGACGAGAGACAACCUUUGGACGACAAAGGCUCCUACAAAUACGACAUCGAGCUCUCCGACGGGACAAAACUUCAGCAAGAAGGAAACACCGAGGCUCCCGGGGCCGGAGAGAACGAGACCUCAAUCGUCAUCAAGGGUUCUUACUCGUACACCGCCCCCGACGGAACUCCAGUUAACGUGAUGUACAUCGCGAAUAAGGAUGGUUAUCAACCAACUGGAGAUGUGAUUCCAAAAUCAUCAUCUAAAGCAGCAGCGUCCCCUCCUGCGGCUGGAAGUAGCUCGGCAGCCGCACCCCCAGCAGCAGCACCACCAGCAGCAGCAGCUUCCGCCGCCGCUGCGACACAACCAGCCCCACCAGCACAAGGAUAACUCCUUAUCUUAACUCAUCACUUUAUAAUCUUAUGUCGUCAUACGUAUAGACUCUUAUUUUCACAUUAUGCACGCCAAUACACACUCAAAUAAUAAAAUCGCCAAAUGAAAAAUGAUACAAA
Messenger RNA from Folsomia candida, 777 nucleotides. Its product is annotated as cuticle protein CP14.6. The record is from RefSeq and is a predicted model, not a curated record. The coding region runs from base 149 to 655 and encodes 168 amino acids. Gene Ontology annotation, cellular component: chitin-based extracellular matrix. NCBI's taxonomy places the organism in Eukaryota, Metazoa, Arthropoda, Collembola, Entomobryomorpha, Isotomidae. The transcript is spliced from 4 exons. Gene Ontology annotation, molecular function: structural constituent of chitin-based larval cuticle.